GGCCCCAAUUUAAAUCUUAUUUUCUGUUUACAGAUACUGAUUAAUUCAAUUUAUUAUAACAUAUACCGAUAUGAUGUUAUUUUAUAAUUUUAUUUCAACGUUAUGGGUCGUAUGAUUCAGGCAAAUCUUCGGUCAGCCUCGAUCAUCACUGUGCACGUCAUCAGCUCGUGUGUGGCAGAUUCAAAGCAGGAGGGGAUGGACAAAAGUUUGCAGAUUGUUCUUCUUUGUGCAUUGAUGUCUUUGCAUCUACUGUUAGUUCAGGGCUCCAAACAAGACAUAAAAUGCGGCGCAUGUAGGGCUUUAGUUGAUGAAAUGGAAUGGGCCAUAUCACAGACAGAUCCCAAGAAAAUGAUCCAGACAGGAUCAUUUAGGAUCAAUCCUGAUGGUAGUCAGUCAGUAAGAGAGACUCCGUUUGCUCGCUCAGAGAGUCACCUGCUUGAGCUGAUGGAGGAGGUUUGUGAGAAGAUGAAGGAUUACGGUGAACGCGUUGACCCCACCUCCAAUCGGAAGGCGUAUGUGAGACAUACAUCACGUGACGGUACAGCCAUGGACCUUUCUGAUGUGACCUUUGACUCCAGAGUCAGCUCCAGUUUAAAGUUUGCUUGUGAAGUAAUCGUUGAGCAACAUGAGGAUGAACUUAUUGAAUUCUUUGCUCAUGAGACAGACAAUGUUAAGGACAAGCUGUGCAGUAAAAGGACAGAUCUUUGUGACCAUGCCCUGCAGAUACCUCAUGACGAAUUAUGAGACACAUCAAGACAACUUUGGGUUCUCAUAUAUGUCCUUAUAAAUGAGUUUCUCGUAUUUGUUACUUGUUAUGGACGCUAAACUUUCAGAGAUCAACUAAACUGAUGUACUUGACCCCGUGGGUUAACUGUUGUCCUCUUUAUCUGUAAUAAUGAUUACUCUGUCCAUAAUGUUCAUACUCAUUAAAGCAGACUCUAAACAGCUAAAGUGAGAUCUCUUUAAGAGUCUCCUCAGUGCUGUAGUUUUAUGUUUGAAGUUAAUUUGGUACAUUAUUAGUCUUUUAUUAGAUUGGACUACUUCACCCAUUUUUCUCAUUAUUUGUUCAUCCUUAUGCUGUUUCAAACCUGUAUAAUUGUCUCCUGUCAGUGUUUUUGAGGCCCAUGUGAUGUUUAAACAUCAUUUGUAAACAUGCCUUAGAAAAGCAUGUCACUGAUGUGUAUCUUGAGGCAAAUCAAUGGCACUUGGAUAUUUUAAGAUCUGUCAAUGCAAGUUAUUUUUAUCUGUUUUAGUCUAUAGGCUUAAGCCUUGUCUGUUAAACUACGGGAUAAUGUUUCAUAGUGAAUGGUAAUGUUAGUU
Molecule: messenger RNA, 1320 nt
Organism: Misgurnus anguillicaudatus (oriental weatherfish)
Lineage: Eukaryota; Metazoa; Chordata; Actinopteri; Cypriniformes; Cobitidae
Gene: cnpy2
Product: canopy FGF signaling regulator 2
Cellular component (GO): endoplasmic reticulum
Source: RefSeq, a predicted model, not a curated record